AUGUUCAUUCAUCAACUCGAAUAUACCGAAAAGAUUUUAAAGAGAUUUGGUAUGGCAGAUGCAAAGUCUGUAUGUGUGCCUGCUGAUCCGAAUGUCGUAUUGUAUCCGGUUGAAGACGAAGAUGAAUGUGUGAGUGUACCAUAUCGCGAAGCGGUAGGCUCGUUGAUGUUCCUUGCGGUCGUGUCGCGUCCGGAUAUUGCUUACGCCGUUAAUUUAGUAUCGAAAUACUUAAAUAAACACAGUCGCGCACAUUGGAUGGCUGUUAAACGUAUUUUCGCAUAUCUUGUAGGUACAAAAGAUCGGGGAAUAUUGUACAAGAGUACAGGAAACGAGUUAGAGCUCGUUGGCUACUGCGAUGCCGAUUUUGCAGGUGAUAUAGAAAUGCGUCGGUCUACUUCCGGAUAUGUGUUCAUGUUCGCGAACGGUGUGAUUUCGUGGUCUAGUCAAAGACAGAAAACCGUUUCACUAAGUACCACAGAGUCAGAGUAUGUGGCUGCUGCAGCUGCUGUGCGAGAAGGAGUAUGGUUACGAAUGUUGUGCGAAGACAUUGAUUCGAAAUGUGAUAAACCCAAGUAA
Messenger RNA from Solenopsis invicta (red fire ant), 576 nucleotides. RefSeq names its product secreted RxLR effector protein 161-like. The record is from RefSeq and is a predicted model, not a curated record. Bases 1 to 576 code for a protein of 191 amino acids. The transcript has a single exon. Lineage: Eukaryota; Metazoa; Arthropoda; Insecta; Hymenoptera; Formicidae.